Molecule: messenger RNA, 1042 nt
Organism: Trichomycterus rosablanca
Lineage: Eukaryota; Metazoa; Chordata; Actinopteri; Siluriformes; Trichomycteridae
Exons: 5
Coding region: 1-639 (212 amino acids)
Source: RefSeq, a predicted model, not a curated record
AUGUUUCACAUCGUGGACUUUAUUCAUUCAAAUGAAACAGAAAUUGUGCCAUCAUCAUGGGUUCAUGAUGGCAUGAGUUAUUGGUGUCCUUACAAGGAUAGGCUUCGUUGUGACAGGGCAGUUAUGCGGCAGGAGCCACCAGAUCCAUCAUGGAAUUGUUUUGAUGUUAUUAUAAAAUGCACUAAAGACACCUAUGCCGAAUGCAAGGCCAAAAUGCCAAGAGCCCUGGUCAAUGAGUCAGCAACGGAGUAUGAAGAUGACCGUCCUGCCUACCUAAAAAGGAAAGGAAGGUAUUAUCAAACAAUUACGAAAGGGCAAAAACAGAUACUGGCUUUCAUUGCAUUCCUAGGCCUGGCAGGAGGGAUGUCAACUAAAGAGAGUGUUUGGAGAAUAAUGGCCAAAGUUCUCACAAACUCUUUGGCCAAAACCAUCAACUGGCGUGGUGCAAACAAUAAACAAAAAAUGGAGAGCCUUAUCAUAAAGAAGGUUAUUCUCAGUGCAGUGAGACAAAAUUCAUUCUGCAGCAAAGCAGUCGAUGAAGAAAUAGAAAAAUAUAUAAAAAGAUGGCUGCAACUCGCAGGAGACCGAGAUGGCGGCAGAAAAAAAAGACUGGAAAAAGCAAGACCAAACGAAAUGUGAAGAACUGUACAUCUUAUGUAUAGUACUAUUAUGUAUGUAUAGCAUAGUAUAAAUGUUUCCUAUAUUUUGUAUGUUGUAAGUUUUCUAUGUUUGCUUUUAUUCAUUCAUUCAUUCAUUCUCUUAUCCGCUUAUCCUGUUCAGGGUCGCGGGGAAAGCGGGCGUUAUUAGUUCGCGUAGUUCUAUUAGUUACAUAGUAGAUGUAGUAGUAGUAGUAGUAUGUUUAGUAGUAUUGUGUAUGCGUAGUCUAGUAUUUAUAUUUACAAUAUUGUUCACUUUUAUAAUUAUUAUUUUUAUAUGUAAUUAUAUGUUAUUUUGUAUAUAUAUAUAUAUAUAUAUAUAUAUAUAUAUAAUAUUCAUAUAGUCAUUUUGGUUCACUUUUAUAAUUGGUCAUAUUUAUACUACU